Molecule: messenger RNA, 4942 nt
Organism: Phyllostomus discolor (pale spear-nosed bat)
Lineage: Eukaryota; Metazoa; Chordata; Mammalia; Chiroptera; Phyllostomidae
Product: schlafen family member 5
Exons: 5
Coding region: 198-2864 (888 amino acids)
Source: RefSeq, a predicted model, not a curated record
CGCGAGCUGUCACCCAGAUCAGCUGAUAAAAGGACUCGACCCUGCAGGGCCGAAGCCAUUGCUCCGGACUCGGGAGACGCCGUCGCUUUCUCCGCUCUAUCCUCUUUCUCCGCUUUCUCCAGGAGGCAGGCGCGCCGCUGAGCAGAAGCCUUGACCGGAGGAUAUUUCAGGGUAAGACUAGGAAGAGUGCUGAGAAGAUGAGUCUCAAGGUUGACUUGGACCCAAACUUCGCUGAGUAUGUCAUCAACGUGGGAGCAGUUGUCCUCGGCAGGAGGGAGAGGGAGGAGAUGGACCCUCACCUGCAGAAGGCGCAGGACGAGGCCGUCUCGCAAGCAAUCUGCGCUCUGCUGAACUCCGGCGGGGGAGUGGUCAAGAUCGAGGCCAGCGAAGGCUACAAUUACGCCAUUCACGGAGUAGGACUGAAUGAGCAUCCGAUUUUCAAAGGUUACUUAGAUGAGAUGCAAGACAGAGACCUCUUUCUUAUUUUUGUGAAGUCCUGGAACGCCAAGGCCUCCCGCAUACGGCUUGCUACUCUGUGCUCCAAUUUGUACCACCGACAUAAGACGUCGACCGAUGUCAUGACCUCUCAGGAGGCAGUGGAGUUCCUCAAGGGCAAGAUUCAGGCUCCUCCGAAUUUUCACGGGCCCCGCCUGUCAAGUGCACGGAAUGUUCAGGGCGGCGUGCAAAACGAAAGUAACAUAAAGGCCUCCGCCGCGGCCUUAUUUGACAGGCCUCACCUUCGGUACCUGGAAAACCUCAACUUUACCAAGUCCACCCAUGUCGAAUUUAAAAUGUUCCCAGCGGAAGUGUCAGAGUGCUUCAGGGACAGCCUCCGCAGUUGUGUGUCUGCAUUUGCCAACGCUGAAGGAGGGUACAUAUUUUGGGGGGUGCAUGAGGAUACCCUUCAAGUCAUUGGAUGUGGAAGAGUAGAUCUUUCGACCCUGAAGGACUGCAUUAGUAGCUGUAUUAGGAAGUUACCUGUCCAUCACUUCUGUAGCAAGAAGCAUGAGAUAAAAUUUAAAAUCAAAUUCCUUGAAGUCCGCGAUCGGGGGGCCCUCCAUGGACACGUCUGCGCGGUCAAGGUGGAACCGUUCUGCUGUGCAGUGUUUGCCAAACAGCCUAGUUCCUGGCAGGUGAAGGACAACUGUGUGACCCAGCUGACCAUCAAGGAAUGGGUUGCUUGGAUGACAGAGGAAGACCCAGAUCUUUCCAGAUUUUCUGAGAUGUUACUGGAGCUGAGUCUGUCGUCCACGACACCCCGCAGCAGAGCCGUGUGCACCCAUAAGAAUUUGGAAUGCUUGAAAGAACAGCAGAGGUGUUAUUUCCCAGUUCCCUCCGACGGUAUUUUGUACAGACCGGAGAGCCUCUACAAAGAACUGUUCUCGCAACAUAAAGGACUCAGAAAUUUAAUACAUAAGCAACUGCGUAAUAUCACCCAAGGAAUAUUGGUUUUCUCUCGAAGCUGGGCCGUGGAUGUGGGGCUGCCGGAGGAGCAGGGUGUCAUCUGCGAUGCGCUCCUACUUUCCCAGUACACAAAGCCAGUCCUCAUCACCGUCUUCAGAGAGCACAGCCCGCGCUGGAAGGACUAUUGUGUAAGAGUCGCUCACGCCUUAAAGCUGAAGCUGGUGAACACAGGCGGCUACACUGAGAAAUUGUGCAUCAUUCCCUUUGCCUUCCUGCUGAGUUCUGAUGCUGCGCCCACGGGCCUUUGUUAUUCUGAGCCACAGAGAUACCCUGAGUCCUAUAGACUGAUGACCAUGCGGCAGAUGGAAGCUCUGUUACAGUCUCUGGUGAUAGUUGUGCGUGGGUUCAGAUCUCUCUUAAGUGAAGAGCUGGGCUCUGAGGUUUUGAACCUGCUCACAGAUAAACAGUACGAGUUGCUUUCAAAGAACCUUCGCAAGACCCGAGAGCUGUUUGUGCACGGCUUGCCUGGGUCAGGGAAGACCAUCCUGGCUCUGAAGAUCAUGGAAAAGAUCAGUAAUGUGUUUCACUGUCAACCGAGUGAAAUUCUUUACAUCUGUGAGAACAAGCCCCUGCAGGAGUACGUGAGCCACAGAAACAUCUGCCGGGCAAUGACUCGAAAAGCCUUCAUGAGAAACAGCGCAGACGUUGAAAAGAUUAAACACAUCAUCAUCGAUGAAGCUCAGAAUUUCCGCCUUGAAAAUGGGAGCUGGUAUAAGAAGGCAAAAGCCAUCAUUCGGAAAGAAAAGGAGUGCCCCGGAAUUCUCUGGAUCUUUCUGGACUACUUUCAGACUAGCCACCUGGAGCACAGUGGCCUCCCCUAUCUCAGAAACCAGUAUCCAAGAGAAGCGCUCACUAGAGUGGUGCGCAAUGCAGAUCCGAUAGCCAACUACCUACAGGAAAUAAUGCACGAGGUCAGAGAAAAUCCACCACCUAACAUCCCCACUGGGUCCCUGCAGAUGCUGCCUGAAGCUGAAUGGGCUCAGGGUGUCCCAGGCCACUUGGAGACAAUGGAGUACUCCAGCUUGGAGGAGAUAGUCGCUUGUAUCGCAGAGAAAUGCCAGCUUCUCUUGAGGGAAGGUUAUUCCUGCAAGGAUAUUGCUGUGCUGUGCAGCACAGCAAAUGAGGCAGAAAUAUAUAGGUCUCUACUUCAAAGAGCAAUGAGGAAGAGAAAAAGUUCUGAGUCCAAUGAGGAAUCUAAUUUAAUACGGCUCAGAAAUGCGUCAGAUGUCACGGGCAAUCACAUGGUGUUGGACAGUGUCCGUCGAUUUUCAGGCCUGGAAAGAAACAUCGUGUUUGGGAUCGACCCACAGGCAGCAGAGCCAGCCGUUUUUCACAACUUUCUGCUCUGUCUGGCUUCCAGGGCCAGGAAACACCUGUAUAUUCUGAAGAUUUCCAACUGACAGGAGGAUCCUCCUCUAAGAAACCCUUCUGGUUCUGUGAAACUUUGAUCUAAACGUUUAAUCAUCAAAUAGGUAAUGACUCACUCACUGUGAACCAUACACUCUUCCCGGUGCUGGGGGUUGGGGAUGGGUUAGCAAACCAGGCAGAUGAAGAGUCCUUCUUUUUGGCAAAGGCAAAGCACAGAGAGCAAGCCAAUACAAGUACAAGAAAUGUCCGGGAAUAAUAGGGACACCAGAGUAGGCAUUGGAGGGGCCUGAGAUGCAGGGUGUGUGUGUGUGUGUGUGUGUGUGUGUGUGUGUGUGUGUGUGUGUGAAGGCAGGAGGGUAGCUAGGAGGAAGGACUGGUUAUUUAGCGUGGUCAGAGAAGUGAGGGGAGAAGUCACGAGAGGACCUUUCAGCAGUAAGUGCCAGGCAGACUCGUAUCUUUUCGUUGCUUUUAACACAGCCCCGGCGUAGGGAUGCUCGCGCAUGACGCGCCGGGAGAGCGUGGAGGACGGACAGGGGCGCCGUGCCUGGGCUUCCGUUGCCAAGGAACGGUUGUGGCGUGUUUCCAAAUGUACAACCAGAAGGCACACGUCAUACCUUUUUGUACUACCGCAUCACGACGCUUUAUCAGUUUCCUUUGAAUGCUGUUCGUAUUUCUGAUCACCGUUUUAAAAAAAAUGUAUGUACGCUUUUCAGUUAUUUGAACUCCAGCUCUUUCGCUCUGCUUCUGUGGUGUUCCCCCCGGGGAGAAUCUUAGGUUACUCCUCACCGGGAAGAUUGCCUCAGUUGCCCAGGCAGACGUCUUGUGUUUUUUUUAAAUUCGUUUCAAAAUGAAAGGGUACCCAAGAGGGGGGAUGUACUGAACGCAAAGGUCACACUUCGUUUUUCAUUUAAUAACCAACGAGACGAUCAAGUAAAUCUAGGAUCCGUGUUCUGCUGAGUCUUCAGGAGUUCGGCUAACCUCUCCAAGGUCAAAUUCCUCGUGUGCCACAGGUCUCUCAGGAAUCCUCACGAUAUUUGAAGUCAAACAAAUCUUCGUUUCCUGAGAAACUUACACUAAAAAUUUCAGAGUUAAUUCUCAAUGAAAUAAAGACCCCACUAUUUCUCCCACAUUAAGAUACUGAAAUCCCACUGUAAAAAGUGUGAACUUGAAGCAAGCAUUGGUUAUUUCUGGGAGCAGGGUAAAAUAUGAAGAACUCAAAAAACUUGAGACAUGUCUAUGGCAAAGCAUGGAAUUAAUUUUUGUGUGAAAUGUAUCGCAGUUAACUUGGGAAAAAAUGGCAAAUCACUUAGGAUAGUAUAAAGAAAUAUUUUUUAAAUAAAAUGAUCAAUAUAAAAAUUGGCAAUUCUCAAUCAAAAGCUGGAUGAGUUCAGUUUAUAGAUUCUCCCAUUACCCAUCCCCAAAAGAAUAAACAAAAUUAGUAAAACUACAGCUAAAACUUUAGCAGCAAGAGAGAAGCAAAGGACAGAACUCAACCUCAUGCCAUAAACAUCCAAUAAGUGUGUAUGGACAUAAAAAACAGAAUUAAAAAGAUUUCUAUAAAGGCAUGGCUACUCUCUCACAUGCCCCCAGUAGUACUGGAGUACACAGGGUUCAUGAGAAGAAAGAAAACCAGAAUGCUUGCUAAUAUGAUCUGUUUCAAGAGUGCCAUCUGGGACACCGAAAGGCAGCUCGGGAAAUCGCCAAGAGACCUUCAGGCAUAGACACUCCCCGUUGUUCCUGAGGACUCUGGAGAGACAGGAAGUAAUGUUUAGGGUUUCCUGUGAAUUCAGUGAAGAAGUCAGAGCCCAUGGGGAUGAGAUACAGCUCCUAGUCCAGUGGAGUUCAUAGGGAUUCAUAGGCAAUGAUCAAGCGCACACACCAGGUCAACAGUGAGGCCUCACAUGACCCCACAUCAGAGCAGGCUGCCGAUGGGAGGCACUGUCCAGGCCUCCUAGUAUAUGCCCUGGAGAGGUUCUACUUUAGAAAGAAUGUUGUCAAAGAGAGUCUUUUUAUGCCUUCUUAAAAUACAUGGGAAAACUAUACUGAGCUACUCUUGUUAAACAUCACAAAGAUUAAUGGCAGGAGAAGCAGGCAGAAAGACUAUAGGGAG